Molecule: messenger RNA, 943 nt
Organism: Didymella exigua CBS 183.55
Lineage: Eukaryota; Fungi; Ascomycota; Dothideomycetes; Pleosporales; Didymellaceae
Product: NAD(P)-binding protein
Exons: 3
Coding region: 120-875 (251 amino acids)
Molecular function (GO): oxidoreductase activity, acting on the CH-OH group of donors, NAD or NADP as acceptor
Source: RefSeq, a predicted model, not a curated record
CGCAUGCAUGGUGAUGGAUCGAAGUAACUUUUCCACGCCUGCUACUCGGUUCUUUGUCUUCGUCUUUGUCUUGUGCCCAGAUUGACUCUUCACACCUUUUAUACGCUCACACUUCAACAAUGGCAAGUGAAUUCCAGGAUAAGGUCGUCCUUAUAACCGGAGGAGCAAGUGGUAUAGGGCGCGCAACAGCCCUCAAACUCUCUUCGCUCGGCGCCAAACUCUCUAUCUGCGACCUCAACGAGUCCUCCCUCUCAAGUCUCACCCCCGAGACAGAAACGCAAACCUACACACAAGCCGUCGACGUCGGCAACACACAACAAGUUAACGACUUCGUCUCCAACACUGUAGAACAGCUGGGCAAGAUCGAUUAUGUCUUCAACUGCGCCGGCGUAAACCCCACCUCGAUCCCGCUCGAAGACACACCCGAUGCAUACUGGGACAGGCUGGUCAACACAAACCUCAAGGGCGUCUUCCUCGUGACACGGGCUUGCCUGCCCCAUCUCUCGCGCGGCAGCGCAAUAGUGAACGUGAGCAGCAUAAGCGGGCUGCGCGGCUGCGCGCAGCAGAGCGUCUACUGCACGACCAAAUUCGGGCUCAUCGGCAUGUCCAAGAGUCUCGCGCUCGAGCUCGGGCCCAGGGGUAUACGCGUCAACUGCGUGGCGCCGGGGUACAUUGACACGCCGACGAACGCGGGGAUCGUCAAGGGCGGAGAGGCGGUGGAGCGGAUGCGGACGGGGAAUGCGCUUGAGCGGCUCGGUACGCCGGAGGAGGUGGCGGAUGUUGUUGCGUUCUUGAUGGGCGAGGGGGCGCGGUACAUGAAUGGGAGUGUGGUGGAAAUUGACGGGGGGCUGAAGAUGAGUAACGAAGAGAGCUGACGGGCGUAGGAAAAUGAUGUACUGGCCCUGAGCAUUGGCCUGUGGAUGGUAGAGGGAAGUACAGGCGG